UGCCUGUCAAAAUGGAAGUGAAUCCCCCCAAACAGGAGCACCUGCUGGCUCUGAAAGGUCCUGUUUCCCUCUGAUUUGGAAAGAGACAGUCUUGUAAUUUUAAAUUACAUUCUAGCUCUGAGGAGCUCAGCUAAGAAAUUUUCCUUUCAUUAAGAGUAAUUGGAUUACUUCAGAAUGACCACAGAAAUAAUAUUGCAUUAUCGAGCAUAUGAGAGUGAUCCCACACAAUUGCUGAAAAUUGCAGAGAAAGCAAUUCAAGACUUUCCUACACGUCCACUAUCAAGAUUUAUCCCUUGGUUUCCACAUGAUGGGUCCAAACUUCCGCUCAAACCUAAACGAUCACCACCUGUGAUUUCUGAAGAGGCAACUGAAGAUGUGAAACAAUACUUAACCAUUUCAGAACAUGAUGUUAAAUCACAGAGUUAUGAUUGUACAGUAGCUCUAUUGGAGUUUCAGCCUAACUUGAAAGAAAAGAAGCACUUAAUCCGUUCUCACACACUGAAAGAACAGACUACUUCUGGAAAUCUGGAUAAACAGUCAGAGAAAGGGAAACAGCACAAGAAGAGGUCUUGGAGUGUUUCACUCCCCAGCAGAAAUUGUACUGAAGAUAUUUUUCCUUUGUCUAAAAAAUUGCAAGAUAGUGUAAAGGCACUAGAUUUACACUUAUUUUAUAGAGCAAGAUGGACAAUAGAUCACACUCUAUGUAACAACCAAACUCUGGAAGACAUUUGGGCAAAACUCAAUAGAAUUAUCAGGCACAAUGAACUUCCAUCUUGUAAUGCUACAAUUCAGAGACAUUUGGGCCAAAUAUGGGUGUUUUGUGAUAUUAUGUACUGUGAAUAUGUGGGAAAUCUCCUUAAAGGAAGAUUAGCUCUUACAGGGAAAAUAAAUUUAUUUGUGCGUAAACAUGGUAUUAUUUUUAGUAUGUGAUGAAUUCCCGUGAUUGUCAAAAAGAAGACUAUUCUGAAUGAACAGUAUAUAUUGAAAUAGAUGAAUAAAUUUUUUUACUGGUUUUUAAAUUUUUAAUGACAAUUUUUUUUAUUUGAACCUUUGCUAGCAUAGCCUAUUUAUUCUUAACAUUGUGAAAAAUAAUUGUGUGGUAAUAUGUGUUCAGUUUGUAUCCCAGGAAUAAAUAUCAUGUGAAUUUGUAGACUUGUCAUUUAAGUCAAGAACUUUCUGGAUUCUACUUUUAACAGCCACUGUUUAAAUUAAUUGUGAUAAAUUAUUUUUUAUACUGAA
Eptesicus fuscus (big brown bat) is the source of this 1239-nucleotide messenger RNA. It is a transcript of the gene SHLD3, whose product is annotated as shieldin complex subunit 3. The coding region runs from base 175 to 930 and encodes 251 amino acids. Gene Ontology annotation, biological process: positive regulation of double-strand break repair via nonhomologous end joining; positive regulation of isotype switching; negative regulation of double-strand break repair via homologous recombination. The transcript is spliced from 2 exons. The record is from RefSeq and is a predicted model, not a curated record. NCBI's taxonomy places the organism in Eukaryota, Metazoa, Chordata, Mammalia, Chiroptera, Vespertilionidae.